Messenger RNA from Gadus chalcogrammus (walleye pollock), 2643 nucleotides. RefSeq names its product leucine-rich repeat-containing protein 10B. Bases 962 to 2230 code for a protein of 422 amino acids. The record is from RefSeq and is a predicted model, not a curated record. Lineage: Eukaryota; Metazoa; Chordata; Actinopteri; Gadiformes; Gadidae. The transcript has a single exon. Gene Ontology annotation, molecular function: protein binding.
UCUCCCACCGAUGGACGUGAAAUGCAGAAGUGUGCAACCGUUGAACAGUUGGAGAAGUUGGCGCUACGUUUUCGCACGUCAAUUUGACGUGCAGGUUUUUGACUUCGGGACGUCGGCGACGUGUCGAGAGGGAGCCGCUCUAACUUGAAGGAUGUACUUUUGUUAAAUGGUUCUCUGUGCUGCCGGCCAGGUCAUCGAACUACGUAGACGCGGAGCGGUGUGGUCUCAUUUGGUUCAGCGGACAGGAAGAGCACGCAAGCGGCCACGGGACUGUUGCCUCAGCAGACACAUUUCUGCAUGCAUGCUCUCCUCUGUGCACACACAUUUGGAAUAACCUGCAUCUGUCGAACUUUAAGGUUCAAGACCUCUCUGCUUCGCGCCGUGGGCACAAUUGCACGCUGAUCACAUUUCAUACAGUUCUCAAAAGUUGCAAAGGGUAAGGUGAAGGAAUUGAUUAAAAAAAAGGUUGUAACUGAAGCUCUAUGAUGCAUUCUAGUAGGCCUAAGCUUAGGCUUAAUUACAAUUAAGCUGCACUUUAUUGGAUUCACCCAAAAUCGCCAGCGAAUUGAAUCGUAUUAUUACCACUAUUACUAUUAUUAUUACUAUUACUACUACUAUUACUACUACUACUACCAUUAUUACUACUCGUUAGAUUAUCCAGUGGGUGAGUAACCAUCACACUAGUGACUCCCCUCUCCCCUCACCCUAUCUAACCAAAUGUGAAUUUAGACAGUUCAAUGAAGAGGAAAAAGAGACCCAUGACAUGCACUGUCCCCAGCCUGGGAGCCCGCUGUGAGAGCGUGUAGAGUCAGGACCAACAUGCUGCCCCUCGCUGCUGGUACUGUGAGUGGGAUCCACCAGCAAACAAACACAUCCCGCCUGAGGGCUGACCUGACACACACCAUACCUCAUCCCCUGACCCCGUCUCCACUCAGAUAGGAGAGUCACCAAGGCACCGGUUAUGGGCAGCUCUUCCAGCAAGGCAGAGGAGGAGGCGGAGGAGAAGGAGGAGGCGAAAGAGGAGGAUGAGGAGACGGCAGAGGAUAUUGCAGAAAGGGCUGAAGCGAGGCACAGGAAGGAGGAGGAAGAGGAAGGGGAGCUGCCCCUAGGGGUCGACGAUAUGCUGGACAGCGGCGACCCCGUGCUGGACUUGUGCUACCGUAAAUUCAAGAAGCUGCCCUGCCGGGUGUACACACUGAUGCACCUGGAGAAGAUCUACGCCUGCGGGAACCGCCUGAGGACCCUUCCGGAGCGCAUCGCCAACCUGCAGGGCCUGCGCACCCUGGCGCUGGACUUCAACAAGAUGGAGGACGUGCCCCCGGCCGUGUGCCAGCUGGUCAACCUCACCUGCCUCUACAUGGGCAGCAACCGGCUGGUGUGCCUGCCGCCCGAGGUGCGCAACCUGCAGAAGCUGCGCUGCCUGUGGAUCGAGAGCAACUACUUCCAGUACUUCCCCAAGCAGCUGUACGAGCUACCCCACCUGCGCUCGCUGCAGAUCGGGGACAACCGCAUGAAGAAGCUGCCCAGCGACCUGGUGCGCAUGGAGUCCCUGAAGGGCCUGUGGGUGUACGGCAACCGCUUCGAGGAGUUCCCCAAGGUGCUGCUGCGCAUGGAGGGCCUGGAGGUGCUGGACCUGGACAAGAACAAGAUCUCCAACUUCCCCAGCCUGCGCCGUCUCCCCACCCUGCAGCUGCUCUCCUACGACCACAACCCCGUGGAGGGGCCUCCCCGGGUGGGCGAGGAGGUGACAUUGGUGGGAGAGGGGGCGGCCGAGGCCAUGCAGGAGCGGGAGGACAAGAAGGAGCGGCGGAGGAGGGCGAAGGAGGAGGCGGCGGAGCAGCUGGCGCUGGCGGAGGAGGAGGAGCGGGUCAUCCACGGAAUCCUGAAGAACAGCGGCGCCAGCCCCGGGCGUGUGGCGAACGAGGCCGACGGAGACGGGGACGCUGCCGCCGACGGAGAGGAGGCGCCGGAGGAAGAGGAGGAGGUGGAGGAGGAGGAGGAGGAGGAGGAGGAGAGCAGCCCGUCGGAGCGAGCGGGCAUGGAGUACGACAGCACCGGGCUGGAGUACGACGAGGAGGGGGUGGAGUACGAGACGGAGGAGCUGAUCUGCGAGGCGGAGGGUCUGGAGUACGAGGGGGACGCGCUGGAGUACGACAGGGGCCGGAUGGACUAUGAGUACGAGGAGCGGGAGGAGGUUGAGGGGACAGGGAGACAAAAUGGAGGGCGCUAGGAGCGCCGCGGGCUCUGAUGGCGAGCCAUGAAGGAAUGAUGACACUGCUUUUUCGGCUGAGGCAAAAGUUGCAUUGGGAUUGUAGUAAAAAGCUUUUUAGUGUUGUGAAUCGGAUGGUGCUGCUAAUGUGUAACUUAUUAACUGACCUGUGAAAAUGAGUGAACUGGACAUUAUGAAAUAAUGGACUGAAGCACUUUUAACAUCUCCAAUCAUUUGCUAAUUGACAAGUCAGCAGAGGCCUCAGGUGACGGUUCGAUGUGUGCUCUCUGAGCACCCUGUGUGUGUUUGUGGAUGCAUCUUUUUAGUUUGUCUCUUCAAGGAAAGGAUAUAAUUUACAAAACAACUGAUACAAUGUGAUGGGGUUUUUCUAUUCUACUGAGUGUGAAUAAUAUAACUUUCUUAUUAAAUAUUUA